Diachasma alloeum is the source of this 2410-nucleotide messenger RNA. Its product is annotated as coronin-2B. The record is from RefSeq and is a predicted model, not a curated record. The transcript is spliced from 8 exons. Gene Ontology annotation, molecular function: actin filament binding. Gene Ontology annotation, biological process: actin filament organization. Lineage: Eukaryota; Metazoa; Arthropoda; Insecta; Hymenoptera; Braconidae. Bases 285 to 1964 code for a protein of 559 amino acids.
CUCGCCGGGAGUGAAACCCCUCCCGCUAAAUAAUCGCAGUCCUCCGGAUAAAACUGCACCAAUCACAAUAAACUGAGACCUUAUGAUUUUGUAGUUAGCAUUUUGCAUUGUUUUCGUAUUAUUUCAGUAACUUCAGUUGCCGAAAGCACCGGAACUAGAGAGAUUCGCUGAGUUUUGUUUCAGUUGUUGCAUGGAAAUUGCUUUGAUUUAUUUCGAAAAACUGUACCUCCUGCACAUUUAUCGAAAAUCACAUGAACACGUGAGAUCAUUUCCACUCGGAAAUUAUGACCAACGAUAAACAGUUGUGGUUCCGUGGUGUGCGUAGCAGCAAAUUUCGCCAUGUUUAUGGUGUACCAGCGAAGCGUGACAAGUGCUAUGACAAUAUUAAGAUAACGAAGAACGCCCAUGACUCGCAAUUCUGCGCUGUUAAUCCAAAGUUUCUUGCCAUUGUGACGGAAGUUGCUGGAGGUGGUGCAUUUCUCGUCGUACCCCUCGAUAACACUGGGAGACUCGAUUUCAAUGCCAACAGAGUUACGGGACACACUGGCCCCGUUUUGGAUAUCAAGUGGAAUCCGUUCAAUGAUAAUGUCAUUGCCUCCUGCUCGGACGACUGUACCGUAAAGCUAUGGCACAUCCCCGACGGAGGUCUCUCCCGCAACCUAACGGAAUGGCUGGUGGAGCUCCAAGGCCACAAGCGCCGAGUCGCCUACAUCGAAUGGCACCCAGUGGCGGAGAACAUCCUCUUCAGCGCUGGUUUCGACCACUUAAUAAUCGUAUGGGACAUAAACCGGGGCGAGGCGAUAAACAUAAUCGAUCGCCACCCGGACGUCAUCUACAGCAUGUCCCUGAACCGAGACGGAAGCCUGCUGGCCACCACCUGCAAGGACAAGAAGCUGAGGGUCUUCGAGCCCCGCUCCAGCAUAGUAGUGUCAGAGGGUGUCUGUCAUGCGGGCACAAAAGCCAGUAAAGUCGUAUUUCUGGGUGGAACAGGACGCCUCUUGACAACUGGCUUCAGUAAACACUCGGACCGACAGUACGCAGUCUGGAGUCAGCACGAUUUGUCGAGCCCACUGGCCUGCGAGACGAUAGAUUCCUCCAGUGGCAUUGUCUUCCCCUUCUGCGAUAGCGAUACCAACGUGGUUUAUCUGGCUGGCAAGGGCGACGGCAACAUCAGAUACUACGAGUACGUUAAUGAGGCACCAUGGGUCCACUACCUCAGCCAAUUCAUUUCCGGGAAUCCUCAGAGGGGCCUGGGGGUCAUGCCCAAGAGGGGGAUCAACACUAGCACUUGUGAGGUCUUCAGGUUCUUCAAGCUGCACGCCACUCGGGGAAUGUGUGAACCUAUUUCCAUGAUUGUGCCCAGGAAGAGUGAUCAAUUUCAAGAAGACUUGUAUCCAGAUACAGUGGGCACCACACCCGCAUUAUCAGCGAAAGAUUGGAUUAGCGGGAUCAACAGUCAACCCCUCCUAAUCUCCCUGAAAACAGGUGGAGGCAUCACAACACACAAGCCUCGAGUGUACAAGCCCCCUCAGUCAAUUCCAGCAGCUGAUGUGAACACGAAAAAAAAAUUUGCAUUUCUAUCGACAGAAACAAUCCCCGAUUAUCGACCAAUUGAUCCUCUGGAUAUUGAGAAGAGCCAGAAGACUUCGAACAAUCAGAGCACGAAAAUCCAUCAGCUGCAGCAGAGAUUCGGUCACGUGACCAUCCAGCCAACAAGAUGUAGCACCCAAUUCUAUGAGCUCGUUAGCAAGUUCGGGGCGUAUUCCAAUGUUUACAAGAACAAUGCACCCCUCAACGACAACAAGAUCAUGGAGUCUGUGGAUAUACCUAACAACGAAGCUGAAUUGCGACUGGCAUAUGCCAGACAGACUGAUGAGUUGCGUCUAGCUAGACGACAGCUUGCUAAUAGCCAAGUGAGGGUCAAGGAACUCGAGGAGCAGCUGAGAAAACUACAGAAUAAUUGAGAUAAUUUUUUUUACUGAAUUAUUAGAACCAAGUGACUUUGGUUGAGUGAAGGAGAGAAAAUCAUUCUGAGGGUUCAACGAGUUUUCUUUCACGACAAAAUUCCCCUGACAUUUUUCCCGCAAAAUCGCAUUCUAGCAUUUUUUUUUGUUCUUUAUUUCCUUACGAUUCCCCCAGUCAGUGUCAUUUACUUAGAAAAAAAAUUGUUCAGUAUUCAAUUUAGUAAGAAAUUAAUAACAGUAAUAACAAUUCUCAGUGUGUGGGUAUAAGAUUACUAACAAACAAAAUAAAAUUCUAUUGAUAAUUAGGUUGAAAGGGGAUGGGUUUUUAGAAAAAAUUGUAAAUGACUUAAUUUAUUGCAUUUUCGUAAGAGAUUGGGUUUUUCUAUCCUCAUAUGUUGCUGAUGAAGGCACCAACAACUGUUUGAAAUAAAUAAAUUAUUUAUUAA